AUGUUCACCGGCAUAGUAGAAACCGUCGGUACCGUUCUAGCCACUAAGUCUGAACAUGGCGGUAGCACAAUCUUGACCAUCUCAGAGUGUGGCGCCGUUCUUGGUGAUGCUCAUGACGGCGACAGCAUUAGUAUCAAUGGCACAUGUCUCACCAUUACUUCCUUCACACCCGAACAAUUUGUAGUCAGUGUCUCACCUGAAACAUUGCGCCGAACAAAUCUCGGUAAUCUCAAGGAUCGCGGUCAUGUCAACCUCGAGCGCGCUGUAAGCGCAUCAACUCGUAUGGGUGGCCAUUUUGUCCAAGGUCAUGUGGAUACUACCGCGGAGAUCGUUACCGUCCAGCCUGAUGGUGACUGUCUGACUUUCAGGCUGAGGCCCAAGGACUCCGGUAUCUUGAGAUACAUCGUUGAGAAAGGUUAUGUCACGCUGGACGGUGCCAGCCUAACAAUAACCAAGGUCGAUGAUCUCGCGGGAAUUUUCGAUGUCAUGUUGAUUACAUACACGCAGGACAAGGUGGUCAUGAGUCAAAAGCAAUCUGGUGAACAUGUCAAUGUAGAGGUUGAUAUGGUUGGGAAAUAUGUCGAGAAAAGCGUGACAGGAUAUUUUGACGGCAUGGGAGACGGGUCAACUGGCGGAAAUGGCGUAUUGGAGAAGCUGGUGGCACGAAUCGUGGACGAGAGGCUAAAGAAAAAGGCUGAUUGA
Molecule: messenger RNA, 702 nt
Organism: Bacidia gigantensis
Lineage: Eukaryota; Fungi; Ascomycota; Lecanoromycetes; Lecanorales; Ramalinaceae
Exons: 2
Coding region: 1-702 (233 amino acids)
Biological process (GO): riboflavin biosynthetic process
Molecular function (GO): riboflavin synthase activity
Source: RefSeq, a predicted model, not a curated record